AUGGGCCUGGAUUCAAUCAGCCUGGCCACCCAAAUCCUGUGUUUCAGCAUAGUCCCGCCCCUGAUAGCUCUACGGGCCUUUGCCAAGUAUAAACUACAUCUCCCGUUUGGGGUAGACGAUGCAUCAUGCUAUGCAGCAUUGAUUAUGUUCAUGGGUCAUUGCAUCUCAAUUCUGUUCUAUACCUAUUCUGGAGGCACCAUUUCUCACGGCGUUUACACGACGCGGGAUCGUGAAAUCAAAUACAAGGUCUCCUAUAUAGCUACGAUGUUCUACGUCCCCAUGGUCCUUUUCGUCAAGACCUCUCUUAUAUACAUUAUGAUCCGGCUGUGGAGUCCAUAUCGUGGAAAGGUGAUUGCCUUGUACAGCUUCUUGGCUUUCAUCGUCUCUUACUACACAGUCAUACUGUUUAUCAAAAUCUUCACGUGCAACCCAAUCCGCUUGUUUUGGGAUGUCAAUCGUCACGACGGCAUGUGUUUGAACAGAUUCGCCAUCAUUGUGACCGACUCGAGUAUAUCUGUCACCACUGACUUGGCCAUUCUCAUAUUUCCUAUCGUCCUGGCUUGGACAUUACAUGUGCCUCUUUCUAGGAAGCUAUAUGUCAUUGCGAUCCUCGGAGCAGGUAGCAUUGCUGUCGCUUUCAGUAUCUAUCGACUGGUGCUGGUCGUCAGUGAAAGAAAUAGCUCUGAUGAGAUUGAUGUGUUCAUGAGGGUACUGUUAUCCGAUAACGCAGAAGGUGGACUGGGACUUGUCUGCGCGUGCAUUCCGUCCAUUAACAAGCUCCUCCGUCAACACAAACACAGUGAAGAGACCACGGAAGAAGAAAGAGAAAGGAUUGCCAAGUAA
Molecule: messenger RNA, 843 nt
Organism: Penicillium pulvis
Lineage: Eukaryota; Fungi; Ascomycota; Eurotiomycetes; Eurotiales; Aspergillaceae
Exons: 6
Coding region: 1-843 (280 amino acids)
Source: RefSeq, a predicted model, not a curated record